Messenger RNA from Dichomitus squalens LYAD-421 SS1, 2037 nucleotides. RefSeq names its product WD-repeat protein. Gene Ontology annotation, molecular function: protein binding. Lineage: Eukaryota; Fungi; Basidiomycota; Agaricomycetes; Polyporales; Polyporaceae. The transcript is spliced from 9 exons. The record is from RefSeq and is a predicted model, not a curated record. Gene Ontology annotation, biological process: ribosomal large subunit assembly. The coding region runs from base 70 to 1662 and encodes 530 amino acids. Gene Ontology annotation, cellular component: nucleolus.
CAGCCUUCACGCUCUUCAUUUCUCUGCUUCAUCUCCUUACGGGUUGACUACUGCUGCUGACCAUUGACAAUGGCGACUUUACUCCCGCCCCCGAAGCGACAAAAGGUCUACCAUGGUGUUCCCGAGCCAGAGAAGGAGGCACCGAAGCCCGCGCCGCAUGUCGUCGUGCAAUUUGUGAACGAGGAAGACGGCGAGCCUCUUGCCCCCGCCGUGAACCUACCCGCAAAUGUCUCAAAAGAAGGUCUUGAGGCGAUUGUGAACAAGCUGAACACGAAGGAUGAAGACCCAGUACCGUUUGCAUUCCAUGUAUCUCUGCCGGCCGACGACCAGACAGCCGGUGCGCCUACGCGCAUAACAAUCUCAAAAUCUAUCCAAGAAGAUGUGUUAUCGCAUCCUUUGCAUGCUUUCACCCCAGAAGAUGUCUUCAUAAUCCACUGCUCUCCCCAGGCUGUAUUCAAGGUCCGUCCAGCCACAAGAUGCUCUUCCACGUUGUCUGGCCACACCUCGCCGAUCCUCUGUGCGUCGUUCUCGCCAACCGGUAACCUUCUCGCCACAGGUUCGGGGGACUGCAACGCACGGCUAUGGGACCUGUUUACCGAGACGCCCUCGCACGUGCUGUCCGGACACAAGGGUUGGGUACUCUGUGUUGAAUGGGAAGCCAUGGAGAGGAAGCUUGCAACGGGCGGGCACGACGGACAUGUCCGGUUAUGGGACCCAAAGACCGGAAAGCCGAUUGGCGACGCUCUCAAAGGCCACACAAAAUGGGUCACCUCCCUGUCUUGGGAGCCGAUACAUCUGAACCCAUCCGCCCCACGCCUUGCUUCGUCCUCGAAGGAUGGAACGGUUCGUGUAUGGUCGACUCUCGUACGUCAGUGCGAAUACGCACUCGGAGGACACACUGCCAGCGUAAAUGUUGUUCGGUGGGGUGGCGGUGGUCUGAAUGGCAAGGGUGUGCUGUACACCGCUUCGAGCGAUCGGACUGUCCGGAUAUGGGAUGCGAACGGGGGAAAAUGCUUGCAUAUCUUGAAAGACCACGCCCACUGGGUCACGACGCUCACACUGAAUACCGACUUUGUGCUGCGCACGGGACCUUUUGAUCACCUAGGCAAGAAGACCAGCUCGGAUAGCGAGGCCCAAUCCCUCGCUCUUGCGCGUUACAACAAUCUUGUGUCCACAACAGGGGAACUCCUCAUUUCUGGCUCAGACGACCACACGCUCUUCCUGUGGUCAUUGUUUCCCUCGCGCACCACCUCCGCCGAGGCAUCCGCGGCUGCUGCCGAGCGUGGCGGCAAGCUCAAACCCCUCGGGCGGUUGACGGGUCACCAGCGCCAAGUCUCGCACGUCGCUUUCAGCCCAGACGGGCGGUGGGCAGCGAGCGCGGCGUGGGACAACUCCGUGCGCGUGUGGGACGGCCGGACAGGAAAGUUCGUCGCGACCCUCCGGGGCCACAUCGCGGCCGUCUACCGCCUCGCAUGGAGCGCAGACUCGCGGCUGCUCGUGAGUGCAAGCAAAGACAGUACGCUGAAGAUCUGGGACCUCAAGACGUACAAAAUAAAAAACGACCUCCCCGGGCACACCGACGAGGUCUACUGCGUCGACUUCGUCGCCGACAAGCUGGUCAGCGGCGGGCGCGACCGGACCGUGAAGAUAUGGAAAAACUGAGCGCAGAAGCGGCGUGUCGACGAGGAGGCUUUCGAGACGCCGUUGCCGGCAAUGCGCCUGAGUUGGUGCCGGUCCUAGCGCGGGGUUGGUGCUGCUGCUAGACGUAUGUAUGGGGGCUUUUGCCGGAAGCGAUCGAGGAUGGAGGCGAGGGGGAGAUGGGCAUCAAGGCGGCCGCGUUGGAAGCUGCGAACGAGUCGGAACGACGGGUUGGUUCCAUUCGGCGUUACUGAUCUGUGGCUCCUGCGUAGUAGUGCACAGUAACUUUGACACCCGCCUCAAUCAAGACAAGUGUUUCGAGGUCCUUGCUAGAAGGCUCGACGGUCGUAAUUCAUCAUGGACUGUGGGGAUGAUCGUUCGUCCCCAGCCUUGUUUUCG